Molecule: messenger RNA, 512 nt
Organism: Loa loa (African eye worm)
Lineage: Eukaryota; Metazoa; Nematoda; Chromadorea; Rhabditida; Onchocercidae
Exons: 4
Coding region: 1-465 (154 amino acids)
Source: RefSeq, a predicted model, not a curated record
AUGGCGGCAUCGGCACCGAUUCGUAUUAAUUUCGGCUUUUUCGAGGAGAGAUCAAAUUUGCUGAAAAUAUUAGAACUCACUUUUGGACUGGUUUGUACUGGCUUUUCCAUUGGUUGCUUCCCGAAUAAUAUUGAACUUAAAUGUACACGAAAUGUUUAUUCCUUCAAUCAUUUAUUUAUAAUAGUAUGUGUAAAUGCAUUCGUAUUUGUCUGUACUACUAUCCUAACAUUGUGUCAUUUAUGCAGUAUACCGGAUGCCUAUUACCGGUUUAAUUUCCCUAUUCUGGAGAAGUUUUAUACAUUGCUAACAUGUAUACUUUAUGGGAUUGGAAUGAUAAUGCUAUUCGUUGCAAUCCUAUCAACAAAGAUCAUCUUCCCGUGGGUAAUUGAAGUGAUAUUUACAAUUGGAACUUUUCUACUUUACACAUGUGAUGCAUACCAACGAUGGAUUACUGCCUAUGCCUAAUGAUUCAUUCUUUGGUCAGAAUCAAUUAUCCAUAUUAUUGCUAAUAG